Molecule: messenger RNA, 1584 nt
Organism: Peronospora belbahrii
Lineage: Eukaryota; Oomycota; Peronosporomycetes; Peronosporales; Peronosporaceae
Source: the annotation of a GenBank genome assembly
AUGUCAAAAGUAGUCAACGUGACGGCGGUGUCAUCAUCAGUGGACGCUGUAACGCCAAUAAAUGUACAGCAGAUAGAGACAUCAGUGCUUCGUACGGCAGAAAUGUUUGCACUGACAAAACGAAAUACAUCAGUAGCAUAUGAUUAUGCACCUGGCAAAAAGGUGCGUGUGCGUACAAAAUUGAAUGAUACAUACUUGAUGGAAUACCCUCAAGCACUGCUCGAGCCAAAGGUAGUUACGAAAGCGAUUGACACGACACCUACUUUACUUGAAGUGGCUACUCUUAUGACUUCGGACUCUAUUCCAACACCAUGCGAUGUGAUCAUGGAUGGACAUCCAAUACCAACAGGUCCAGGAAUUUCUAUUUCAGGUGUGAAAACACUACCAGGAGCUCCAGAAACACUGUCGUUUGUAGAGCAGGUGGCGAAAGAGACGGAAAAGGAGCUGGCGCUUAAGAAGCGGAAAAUUGCGGCAGCAAACAUCAACGGAGAUACCUCCUCGGCAGUUGUAGAGUACAAGAAACGGACAGAAACGACGGCUCAGUUUGGCACAAGUGCUAUAAUUCGUCGUCGUGUGACAGAGGUACCCAAGCCCAAGUGGCACGCACCGUGGAAACUUAAGCGCGUGAUUGCUGGCCAUCUUGGAUGGGUGCGCUCGAUUUCCGUGGAUCCUACGAACGAUUGGUUCGUUACAGGUUCUGCUGAUCGGACUAUUAAGGUUUGGGACUUGGCAUCAGGACAGCUUAAGCUCACGCUUACUGGGCAUAUCAAUGCGAUCCGCGGUCUAGAAGUGAGUCCACGCCAUCCUUAUCUCUUUUCGGCAGGAGAAGACAAAAAGGUGCUGUGCUGGGACCUCGAGUACAACAAGGUCAUUCGAAGCUAUCAUGGCCAUCUUUCAGGCGUCUUUUCGCUGAAAAUGCACCCAACACUAGAUGUCCUCGUCACUGGAGGUCGCGAUGCCGUCGCUCGAGUGUGGGACAUUCGAACGAAGAAUCAGAUUCACGUGCUUUCUGGCCACCAGGGCACUGUUUGGGCCAUGGAGACACAAGCAACGGAUCCACAGAUUAUCACGGGCUCUAGCGAUAGUACGGUCAAGCUGUGGGAUCUUGCCGCCGGCAAGGUGAUGACAACACUAACUAAUCACAAGAAGGCUGUCCGCGCUGUGACAAAAUCUCCGACGGAUCACACAUUCGUGUCAGGUGCAGCAGACAAUAUGAAAAAGUGGGAGGCGAAGCAAGGUCGUUUCCUACGCAACUUUUCGACGCACAAUGCUAUCGUUAACUCGAUAUCAAUCAACCAAGAUGGCGUGAUGAUCUCGUGUGGAGAUAACGGAUCCAUGCGCUUUUGGGACUACCAGACGGGCUACUGUUUUCAGAGCGACUCGACGAAAGCGCAGCCCGGCUCCCUGGACAGCGAAACAGGCAUUUUCGCAUCGACCUUCGACAAGACAGGCCUGCGGUUUAUCACGUGCGAGGCUGACAAGACCAUCAAAGUGUGGCAAGAGGACAGCUCGGCGUCGGAAGAGUCGCAUCCUAUUGAUAUGGCCCAGUGGACGAAAGACUUUACAGCCCCGAAGAGAUACUAA